This is a messenger RNA of Closterium sp. Naga37s-1, 4800 nucleotides long. The record is from the annotation of a GenBank genome assembly. Lineage: Eukaryota; Viridiplantae; Streptophyta; Zygnematophyceae; Desmidiales; Closteriaceae.
AUGAUGUCGUCAGCGUCAGCAGUAUCACCAGCAACAGUGGCCCGCUGCCCCUUCACUGGUCGACUAGCUGCCAUCGCAACCAUGGGCGAGUCGCUCUCACGCGAAGAUACCGAAGCGGACCUCCCGGUACCCAUCCCGGGUCCCCACCCGUGGGACAUUGUGGGCAACGUGCGCGAUCUGAGCGCCAUCGCGCUGCGCGGCAUCGAGGAGGCGACGCUGCUGUACGGGCGCAAGUACGGCCCGAUCUGCCGGUUCGCCAACGGAGUGAGCGCGUGGACGUUCGUGAAUGACGCGGAUAUCAUCGCGCACAUCUGCAGCUCCAACUCAAAGAAUUACUCGCGCAGAUUCCUGCCUGCGGUAUACGAGUACGUGACGCACGGAAAGGGCAUUCUGGGGUCGCAAGGGGAGUACAACCGCGCGCACCGGCGCAUGUGCCAGCCGCCCUUCAUGCGCCCCAACCUGCUCGACGCAUUCUCCGAUACCAUCCAGUCGCAGUUGGAUAAGCUUAUCACAAUGUGGCGCCAUCAAGCUGCCACUGACGCCGGCUCACCGCUCCCCAACGUCGUCCUGGACGGCAAUCUAGCGGUCCAGAUCCAACGCUUCACGCUCGACAUCAUCGGAGCCGUCGCUUUCUCCAAGGACUUCGGGCAGCUGGACCGCAUCCGAGCCGACCCCGCAGGUUCGGCAACCGAGGCGGACGCCGGAGCUGACGAGCUGCUAGGCGCGGUGAACGAGUCGCAGCAGCUGAUGGCAAACGUGUUCAUCACGCCACUGCCGGUGCUGCAGAUGCUGCGGAGGUUCGGCGAGCCGGGGAUGGUGCGGUUGGAUGCGGCGAUGAGGGCCAUGGAGAGGGUUAUGAUGGGCGUGAUUGAGGAGCGGAGAGAGAAAUGGCGCGCGACGGGGGAUGCGGGGGAUGAUCUGCUGGGAGUGCUGCUAGGCGCCACGGACGAGCAGGGGCGGCCUCUCCAAGACGAGGAGUUGUGGGAGGACGUGCACGAUGUGAUGGGCGCGGGGCACGAGACCACGGCCACCACCAUCACGGCGGCGCUCUUCCUCAUCUCGCAACACCCUGACGCCAAGGCCAAGGUGCACGAGGAGCUGCGGGCCCUCAACGGGCGCAUGCCCUCAUUCAGCGACGUCAACAGCGGGCGCCUGCCAUACACACAGAUGGCCGUCAAGGAGACCCUCCGCAUGUACCCGCCCAUCCCGCUCUUCCCACGGGAGGUCGCCCACACUGACCGACUACCCGGGGGAUACGAACUUCCUGGUGGCGAUGUCGUAUUCAUGUCCACCUACGCCAUGGGGCGCAACCCUGUCUACUGGCCUGAGCCCCUCUCCUUUCGACCGGAGCGCUUCACUCCCGAGGCGGAGGCAGCGCGGCCGCGCUUUGCGUGGGUGCCGUUUGGGGCGGGCCCUCGCAUGUGUCUGGGCGCCAACUUUGCUGUGCUGGCUGUCACACAAGUCGUCGCCACCCUGCUGCAGCAUUUUGAAUUCGAGGGUAUCAGUCCCAGCGGCAAGGACCUCCCAUUCGCCUACGAUAUUACAAUGAAUUUUCCAGCCUCAGAAGCACAUCGCGGGUCGCGUUUCGAUAUAGUCACGAGAAUGGACACGCGCGACGCUGGUAGCACAGAGUCAGCGCCAAAUGCGGAGGUCCCACCCGCAGGUCCCGACCCGGACAACGUGACUAGCAGCAGCGGUGUUGGCAGCAACGGGAACCAUACGAGAAUGCGAUGUUCGGAAUCAGGCUCGGGCGAAAUCCCGGCGGCAAUCGCGGUCGGGGGAGGCCCCUGGGGCGCAGUGGGCGACACUGGCGGAAUGGGCUCGGGGGGAAGCGCAGGGGGAAGGGGAACAAGUCCAGCAGUGGCGGCGGGACUAGGCGGAACGCAGGCGAUGCCUCCGCAUCUGGAUUUGCGCGGAGCUGCGAUUCAGACGUUUCCGCGGGACGCUGCUGGCGCGCAGACGACCAUCGUGCUCCCGAAUCAACGGUCGGAUGUGCUCCACUUCGCGCUGGACAUUGGAGGCUCGCUCAUCAAGCUCGUGUAUUUCUCCCGCAUCCCUCCCCACCUGGAACACGGGGGCUCCUUCUCCUCUCUAAUAUCCCCUAGUGCCGCUGCUGCUGCUGCUCCUACCAGCACUGCUGCUGCUACUGCAGCAGCAGCUGCUGCGGCUGCUGCCAGGGCGGUUGACAGGCGAGCUUCUUUUUCCGGAGGAGGGGGUUCCUUUCGGUCGGGCGGCGGCGGUCGGCUGCACUUUGUCAAGUUUGAGACGUCGAGGAUCGCAGAGUGCAUCGACUUCAUAAAAUCGAAGAGGCUUCACACCUUUGAUAUUUUGGGAAUGGGUGGAGACGAGGAGAGCUUAUGGGGCUAUGGAGCUAGUUCGCCUCGCAUCAAGGCCACAGGGGGUGGGGCGUUUAAAUAUGCGGAUUUGUUCAAGGAGAAGCUGGGCGUGGUGCUGGACAAGGAGGAUGAGAUGCGCUGCCUUGUGCUCGGCCUCAACUUCCUCCUGCGCUCCAUCCGAGACGAGGCGUUCACGCACCUGGAGGGCGAGAAGCAGUUUGUGGAGAUGCACAGCGGAAACAUCUUCCCCUACCUCCUCGUCAACAUCGGCUCGGGCGUUAGCAUUCUCAAGGUGGACGGGCCACAGCAGUACGAGCGAGUGAGCGGCACCAACCUGGGGGGCGGCACGUUCUGGGGUCUUGGCAGCCUGCUCACGGGAUGCAAGAGUUUUGACAAGAUUUUGGAGCUGAGUCAGGAGGGCGACAACUCGGCUGUGGACAUGCUGGUGGGGGACAUCUAUGGCGGGCUCAACUACGAGAAGAUCGGCCUAUCGGCCUCUACAAUCGCCUCUAGCUUUGGGCGAGUGGUGGGGGAGCAGAAGGAACUGACAGACUACCGCCCGGAGGACAUAGCGCUCUCGCUGCUCCGCAUGGUGUCAUACAACAUCGGGCAGAUCGCCUACCUCAACGCCCUGCGCUACAACCUCAAGCGCAUCUUCUUCGGCGGGUUCUUCAUCCGCGGGCACGCCUACACCAUGGACACCAUCUCCUUUGCCAUCAAAUUCUGGUCCAAGGGCGAGAAGCAGGCCAUGUUUCUGCGGCACGAGGGGUACCUAGGAGCACUGGGAGCCUUCCUAGCGCACGAGGAGGACGCACACGCAGAGGGCCGCGGGCUCUCCCUCACCCCCGGCAUCGCCUCUCUCUCCUCGCUCACGCCGUCGCAGCUGGUGGAGCGCUUCCCCAUGGGCGCGCCCUUCUCCAAGGGGGAGAUCCGCGGGCCGGUCAUUCGGGGGUUGAAGGAGAAGGUCUCGUGGGUCGAGAAGUUUGUGCAGGUGGGGAGUGACAUCACAGCGCCCACCCCAACAGGAAAGCCGUCCACUACCACGGGGCUGGGGGGCUUUGCGCGACCAAGGGAGCAGGGCAGGGAGCUGCGGUCAGACGAGUCGGCUCUCAGUGUGGGAGUGCUGCACCUCGUGCCCUCCCUCGAGGUCUUCCCUCUGCUCGCAGACCCUGUCAGCUACGAGCCCAACACAGUGGACCUUGCAGACCCGGAUGAGAGGGAGUACUGGCUUGGGAUUCUGAAGGAUCACAUUCCCAAUCUCGUGGAGAAGGCAGUGGGAAGCGAGGGGGCAACGGAAGAUGCUAAGCGGAGAGGAGACGCCUUUGCAUUGGCGUUCCGGGCGCAUCUCACCAGGUUGCGGGAGGAGCCAGCAGCGUAUGGGCGGCUGGGGCUGGCAACGCUGCUGGAGAUGCGGGAGGAGUGUCUGAGGGAGUUCCACUUCUUUGAUGCCUACCGUGCUGUCAAGCAGCGGGAGAAUGGUGUCUCGCUAUCAGUGUUGCCUGACCUUCUGGCCGAGCUCGACAGCAUUCCUCCUGAAGAGCGGCUGCUGACGGUGGUGGGGGGCGUCCUAGCAGCCAACAUAUUCGACUGGGGCUCGCGCGAAUGCGUAAAGCUCUACCGCAGCGGCACCAUCCUGGAAAUUUACCGCAUGAGCCGUGACAAGAUGAAGCGCCCGUGGCGGGUGGACGACUUUGAUGCCUUUCACCAGCGCUGGCAGCACCGCCCGUACGGCAAGGCGCUGCUGUUUGUGGAUAACGUUGGAGCGGAUGUGGUGCUGGGGAUGCUGCCACUAGCACGGGAGAUGCUCAGAGCUGGGACCAAUGUGGUCCUGGUGGCCAAUUCGCUCCCAGCCAUCAAUGACGUCACAGCAGAUGAACUGACAGCAGUGGUGGCAGAGGCUGCGCAGUACUGCCCUGUGCUGAGGGCAGCAGCAGAGGCAGGAGGGGUGAUGGCACAGGCUGCUUUGUGGUCGACUCAAGAAUCGCAACUGAGAGGGAGCGAGCAGCAAGGGGAGGGGAGGCGAACAGCAUCGCAGGCAGACCCUACACCAGUGCAGUCAGAGCAAGCAGCAGUGCAAGAUCAGCAGCAGGAGCAGCAGAAGCAGGAGAAGGAGCAGCAGAAGCAGGAGCAGCAGGAGGGUGGGCAGAAGCAGCAGGAGGGUGGGCAGCAGCGGCAGGUGUUUCUAUCGGUGGUGGCGAGUGGGUCGGGCAGUCCAUGCAUCGACUUUAGACAAGUCACAUGGGAGCUGGCUCAGGCCUGCCAGGGGGCUGAUCUCGUUGUGUUGGAAGGCAUGGGUCGCAGUCUGCACACCAAUUAUGACACGCGCUUCACCUGCGACUCCCUCAAGCUGGCGAUGAUCAAGAACGAGCGGCUGGCAAAGAGGCUGGUGGGCGGCAGCAUGUACGACUGUGUGUGCCGGUUCCAGCCGGGGACCAAGGCUGGGAGGGUGACUGUUGGGACGUAG